Paralichthys olivaceus (Japanese flounder) is the source of this 1473-nucleotide messenger RNA. Lineage: Eukaryota; Metazoa; Chordata; Actinopteri; Pleuronectiformes; Paralichthyidae. The record is from RefSeq and is a predicted model, not a curated record.
AACACCUGUGUCCACAUGGAGAAGAGAACCAGUCUUAUCUGCUCUGAUAAUCAGCUGCAGUCACUCAUCAUCAUCAACCGGGGUCAUCCAACCUGUGCGGUCACACUGACAAGCCUCGAGUCCUGAUACAUUAGCUAAUUAUGAACCCAUUCUUCCCAGAUAAUCUUGAAGGACUCGUCACAUACUCAGAAACCUGAAGUCUUUAACAGGUUGUGUCGUAAGUCACUGUGUCCUCGGCCAGUGUUCUGCAGGGUUAGUCCACAUCCUGGUGUGUCGACUGUUCAACGUAGUUCAUUCGAACAGACUUGUUCAAUGAGCCUUGAAAAUGAAGACAAUGAUUCUUGGGCCAAUUUUAGGACUGGCAAAUGUCUGAGAGUCAUUUCUGGCGAGCCACAUCAAAGUGGAGAGAAAAUAUAACUUUUCCUCUCGGGUGCGGACGCAGGCCCGGGGCUGCGAGGAUUUUUGGGUCGGAGGACAUGUGGCACAUGCUUUGAUCUGACACACCACAGGAUCUGACAGCAAGAUUUGGUUUUGAGCUGAUGACUUUAUGGCUUGGCGUCCAAUGGCAGCAGGUCUGCGAAUGAGCAGGGAGUUGGCUCGUAAGAUGGUCAAGCACGGCCACAAGGGCACGGUCCUGAGCAGAGAGGAAUUUGAGGAGAAGAAAGCAGCUGCGCUCGCUACCGAGGCCACGAAGAGCAACGCGUUAUACAACAGGAGCCGUCCAGUGACACUGGCAAGUGCAGGAAAAGAACUCAAAGAUAACUUCCUGAAAGCCCUGGCAGAGCGAGAGGAGGCCAACCGCAGUGGGAAAAUGACUUCGGUCAUUUUCAUAAGGGAUCAUAAUACUCUUGGACAGGAAGUGUCUGGCUAUAUAGACUACGCCCACAGACUCAAGACCCAAGAUUUUGAACCAUAUUUCAGCGGAAAGAAGAGGCUCAUGCCAGGGCGUUCGGAUUUAUGCUACUACAACUGGGAGACGCAGGUGUCCACGUCCAACUCCAGCCCCAACUUUGAGGUUCUUUAUGAAGACCCCAACGGUCUUCUCUUCAGGAAUAAGAGGGACAAAAAGAUCCUGAAUGUGGACCCCUCGUCUGGACCUGGUGAAGACUCCAACAGGACAUUCCUACCGUCGGACCUCUACAUCCAUGUCGUCAUCUACGACCACAACAUCAGAACGGUCUGAGCUUCAGAGGACGCUGCCGACACGUCCAUACAUAUGGCACAUAUUGGAGAACACUGGAAGCCUCUAAUUUGACUGAGUUGCUGUAGUUGCACCAUCAUUUACAAACUGUUCCUCUCAUAUCAUGCAUGCCAUCUGGGUGGAGGUGCUGCAGUAAAAAGUGACUUUAAAUGGAGGAUUCCCAGAGGAAGAAGUGGGCGGACUGGUGUGACAACUUGAAUGUUUUCUUGCAAAUAACUUGAGAUGUUGAAUCUAUAUUCAGAUUCUGAGACACUGUGGUCUCAUUAGGCUCC